AUGUGUUGUUACAUCGGAAAAGCAACAAAGAUCUUCAUUUUCCUACUCACACUUCUCCUCGCCGCCGCCCUUGUUUUCGGCUUCGCUUUCCUCGCACGCCGCCAGAGCUCCGACGACGCGCCGCCGGUUUCCAAUCCCCCCUCCAUUUACCCUACAAAUUUCACUACGCCGUCGCUGCCGGAUAAUCAUGCCACUCCUCAUUCAUCAUCACCACCACCGCCGCCCUCGUCUUCUCACGUAGCUUCGACCACGCAGGUAGCGCCGCCGCCGCCUAGGCUUAGGUCGGCGGCUCCUCCGCCGGCGUUAUGUCCGGGAAAUGAAUCGUAG
Salvia hispanica is the source of this 327-nucleotide messenger RNA. The record is from RefSeq and is a predicted model, not a curated record. NCBI's taxonomy places the organism in Eukaryota, Viridiplantae, Streptophyta, Magnoliopsida, Lamiales, Lamiaceae.